Molecule: messenger RNA, 2797 nt
Organism: Acomys russatus (golden spiny mouse)
Lineage: Eukaryota; Metazoa; Chordata; Mammalia; Rodentia; Muridae
Gene: Lrp10
Product: LDL receptor related protein 10
Exons: 7
Coding region: 405-2549 (714 amino acids)
Cellular component (GO): plasma membrane
Molecular function (GO): protein binding
Source: RefSeq, a predicted model, not a curated record
GCUGGGCUUCGGCCGGGGUCCGCUGGGCACCGCGAGCUUUGCGAAGCCCCGGUCCCGCUCCCCGUGGGCCGCGGGGACCGAGCAGCGCGCCGGCUCCGGGACGGACAGUCAACAAAGUUUGGUCUGCGGAAGACGCAGCGUCGAGGCUAGCAGGUGCGACCGGGCCUGGCCCGGGCACUCGCGGCCUUGCGGGCGAGCACAGCCGGACACCGGUGAGGAGCGAUCAACUCUGAAGUUGGCAAGAGGCGUCACCCCUUUUCCGCUCCGCCGCGCGUCCAGUCCUGGCACCCCGAGCCUGGGUCGCUCUGGGGCUAUGCAGCCCCCGCCCGGCGACCCCGCGGAGCUCCCUGCCAGGUAGACGAGCGGCGCCCCGGGACCCUGCUGGCACCUCUGUUGGACCCAGGAUGCUUCCGGCCCUCUCCCUCCUCCUCCUCCUCCUCCUCGGAGGUGCUCUGGCCCGUCCAGACCGGAUCACUUUCCCAAAUUCUGCUUGUGAGGCACCUCCAGCAGUGCUCUUGGAAGUACAGGGCACUUUACAGAGGCCUCUGAGCCGGGACAGCCGCAGCUCCCCUGCCAACUGCACCUGGCUUAUUCUGGGCACCAAGGAACAGACAGUAACUGUCAGGUUCCAGAAGCUGCACCUGGCCUGUGGCUCAGAGCACUUAAUCCUGCACUCCCCUCUCCAGCCACCAAUCUCCCUGUGUGAGGCUCCUGCCAGCCCUUUGCAGUUGCCAGGGGGCAAUGUCACCAUCACAUACAGCUAUGCUGGGGCCAGAGCACCCAUGGGGCAGGGCUUUUUGCUGUCUUAUAGUCAAGAUUGGCUACUGUGCCUGCAGGAAGAGUUCCAGUGCCUGAACCACCGCUGCGUGCCAGCUGCUCAGCGCUGUGAUGGGAUCGAUGCCUGUGGGGAUGGCUCUGACGAGGCAGGUUGUGGCUCAGACCCGUUCCCUAACCUGAACCCAGCCCCUGCGCCAACUCUGCCCUGCAAUCUCACCUUGGAGGACUUCUAUGGCGUCUUCUCUUCGCCUGGAUAUUCACACCUGCCCUCAGCCUCCCACCCGCAGUCCUGCCUGUGGCUGCUGGACCCCCAUGACGGCCGGAGGCUGGCAGUGCGCUUCACAGCCCUGGACUUGGGUUAUGGAGACGCAGUGCGGGUGUACGAUGGCGCUGGGCCCCCUGAGACUCCUCGACUGCUACGCAGUCUCACGCACUUCAGCAAUGGCAAGGCUGUCACUGUGGAGACUCUGUCAGGUCAGGCUGUUGUGUCCUAUCACACAGUUGCCUGGAGCAGUGGCCGGGGCUUUAAUGCUACCUACCAUGUUCGGGGAUACUGUUUGCCUUGGGACAGACCCUGUGGCUUGGGCUCCGGCCUAGGGGCCGGUGAAAACCUAGGUGAGCGCUGCUAUAGCGAGGCACAGCGCUGCGAUGGCUCGUGGGACUGUGCCGACGGCACGGAUGAAGAGGGCUGCCCUGGCUGCCCACCUGGGCACUACCCCUGUGGAGCUGUUGGCACCCCCGGGGCCACAGCCUGCUACCUGCCUGCCGACCGCUGCAACUACCAAACAUUCUGUGCUGACGGAGCAGAUGAGAGGCGCUGCCGGCAUUGCCAGCCCGGCAACUUCCGAUGCCGGGACGAGAAGUGCGUGUAUGAGACAUGGGUGUGUGACGGACAGCCGGACUGUACUGACGGCAGUGACGAGUGGAACUGCUCCUAUGCCCUGCCCCGGAAAGUCAUCACAGCAGCAGUCAUUGGCAGCCUGGUGUGCGGCCUGUUGCUGGUCAUCGCUCUGGGCUGCACCUGCAAACUGUAUGCCAUUCGCACCCAGGAGUACAGCAUCUUUGCCCCCCUGUCGCGGAUGGAGGCUGAGAUUGUGCAGCAGCAGGCACCCCCUUCCUACGGGCAGCUUAUUGCCCAGGGUGCCAUCCCGCCCGUGGAAGACUUCCCCACAGAGAACCCUAAUGACAACUCCGUGCUGGGGAACCUACGUUCUCUGCUCCAGAUCUUACGCCAAGAUAUGACCCCAGGAGGCCCUUCAGGGGGCCGCCGUCGCCAGCGGGGACGCUCAGUUCGUCGUCUGGUCCGCCGUCUCCGCCGUUGGGGCCUGCUUCCUCGAACCAGUACCCCAGCUCGGGCCCCUGAGACCAGAACCCAGGUCACACCUUCUGCUCCCUCUGAGGCCCUGGAUGACAGCACAGGCCAAGCUUGUGAGGGUGGGGCUGUAGGGGGGCAGGAUGGGGAACAGGCUCCUCCGUUACCCAGCAAAGCCCCCAUCCCAACCCCAAGUACACUUCCAGCCCUUGGUACUGUUGCCGAGCCUCCAGGGCCACUGCCCUCAGUGCCUAUAGAACCAUCACUGUUGUCCGGAGUUGUACACGCCCUACGAGGCCGCCUCCUACCCAGCCUGUGGCCCCCAGGACCCACUUGGACCCCAGCUGGGCCUCACACAGCAGUCUUGGCCCCAGAGGAUGAGGACGAUGUAUUGUUAAUGCCGCUGGCUGAGCCAGAGGUCUGGGUGGUUGAGGCAGAGGACGAACCACUGCUUGCCUAAGGGAACCUGGCUUCCUUAGGGCUCUGGACACAAUGGUAUGAUCCUUUGGCAUUGGUUCUGCUUCCCCAUUGAUCUAUGUAGGGCAGAAAGUUAGGUGUCUUUCAGGCAGGCCAGAGAGCUCACUGAGAGCACCUUCUGUGUAUGAGACUCCACCACUGCCCUCUGCCCAUCCUGCUGUGUUAAGAAAGGUUCCAAAUGGAUCACAGUUGAAUGCUCCAUCCUUCCCAACUCCCUGCCCAAAAGUGGCC